CGUGGACAUGGAAUGGUGAAAAGACAGAAAAAUGCAAGAAAGCAUUCGAGGUGAGUCAACAAUGGCUAUGACGCACAUGAAUGCCCGUGCCUGUCAGCUGUUGAGUUACGUGUCGAAUGGACCCCUUUUUAUUGUUUGUCGGUUUGCAAUAACAAAAACACCCACACGCCACGUGAGCCAACCAAAAUACCAAAGAAAAGAAAAUCUACGACGGAAGCAGUCCCAUCAAACUUACUAUGGACGCGCCCACCGCAUAAAAUCCCCAACCAACUUAAAAUUAGGUCCUAGAAAACGCAACACACAAGAAAAGAUACCAAACAUGAUCAAGAUACUGUAAUUCUUACUCUUAUUCACCGAUUUCCCCCAAAUCUUCCAUCCAAGAAUUUUAGGGUUUUCUCUUCCAGAUUUCCCCCAAUCUUCUCCGCCUCUCUUCCUUUUCCUUUACAUUUCUCUCUGAUUGAAACGCCACACCCAUUUGAGAGGAUCUUUUUUCUAGAGAAGCCAACCCAAAGUGUGUUUUCAUGGGGUUGUUGUGAUCUUGAGAAAUUUGAGAGUGGUGGUAGUUUGUUAAUGUUAUGAGGAAGAAAAGGAAAGGAAGCAAAACUGAUGGGUCUGCGGAUCUGGCUGUUAUUUUGGCUCCUAAUCAUGGCUCUGCUUCGUCGAAUUUGAAGUCCCAUUACUCGCUGGAAGAUUGUUGUAGGCUGAAGAAGAGGUGUUGUAAGGAGGAGGAUGCUGACACUGAGCCGGCUACUUCCUUUACGAGGAGGCUUGCUGGCAUUGCUACUGCCCCACCUUGUGGGACGUCGUCUUUGAUCACGCCGGGGAGAGGGCUCAAGAGGAAGAUAGGUUGCAUUGAUGUUGCUACCCAGAUGGGCAGGAAGAAGAAGAUCGAGGAUGAUUAUGUUUCUGGGGAGACAAUCGGGCAAGGCAAGUUCGGGUCUGUUUGGUUGUGUAGGUCAAAGGUUAGUGGAGCUGAAUAUGCGUGUAAGACCCUGAAGAAAGGGGAGGAGACGGUUCAUCGAGAGGUUGAGAUCAUGCAACACUUAUCCGGACAUUCUGGGGUUGUUACACUGCAAGCUGUUUAUGAGGAAGCUGAAUGCUUUCAUCUUGUGAUGGAACUGUGCUCUGGUGGUCGGCUCAUCGAUGGGAUGGUUAAGGAUGGUCUGUAUUCGGAACAGCGGGUUGCUAAUGUACUCAAGGAAGUGAUGUUGGUCAUCAAGUAUUGUCAUGACAUGGGAGUUGUGCACAGAGAUAUCAAACCCGAGAAUAUUCUCCUCACUGCAUCCGGAAAAAUAAAGCUUGCAGAUUUCGGCUUGGCCAUGAGAAUUUCAGAAGGUCAGAACUUGACUGGUUUGGCAGGAAGCCCUGCCUAUGUUGCCCCAGAAGUAUUGUUAGGCAGAUACUCUGAGAAGGUGGAUAUAUGGAGUGCUGGAGUGCUCCUGCAUGCUCUGUUGGUUGGCAGUCUUCCAUUUCAAGGAGAUUCAUUGGAAGCAGUUUUUGAGGCUAUUAAGACUGUCAAAUUAGAUUUCCAAAAUGGAAUGUGGAAAUCAAUAUCUAAACCUGCACAAGACCUUAUUGGGAGAAUGCUGACAAGGGAUAUUUCAGCAAGGAUAUCAGCUGAAGAAGUACUUAGGCAUCCAUGGAUAUUGUUCUACACGGCAAAUACAUUGAAAAUGCUGCCCAUCAAAACAAAAUUGAAGAACCAAAUUGGUGCCACAUGCCAACAGCUUGUUGCUGUAAGGGAACCAAGGUUAGGAGGAAAUAGGAUAGAUAAUUACUCACUUAGCGAGGGUUCGUCCUCUGAAAGUUGCUAUUCAGAUGAUCAGGAUGAAUGUGUGUUGAUUGAUGUGCUUGCCUCUGCAAUUUCACACGUGAGGAUAUCUGAACCAAAGAGGAGCAGGGUGUGUGGUCCCACAGGCCCGAUAGUUCAACAAGGUUCAUCUAACAUGAAGCCUAACAACCUCUGUAAAGCAUUUUGACCUACUGACAGGCUGACACCACUUAUACCACUAUCUUGACGAUUCUUGCUGGGAUUAUAGAAUUUACUUUCCUCAGCACAUUACAUAGUGGGCAAAAGUGAAUUUUACAUGCUGACUCCUAUGGUAGGUUGGCCUGGGUGCCGCGGCUUCCUCUCCAAGUUCCUUUAUAGUGUGACAUCUAAUUGCAAUAUUUUUUUGUCCCUUUGCUUAAUAACCUAAUAAUGAUUAACUGAAAUAAUUGUACAGCAUUUGUAAAUAGAAUGGUAAUGUAUCAUUUUCUUGCUAUCUCUGGUUUGUGCAAAUUGAAUAUUUUAUGCUUUCAACAUUAUGUGAACCACUGAACCAGUGAGCAUGUAUAUGUUCUUGGGAAGAGCAUAGCUCAUCCCACGAAACUGCUAGUCCUUCCCAGUGCAAGCAACAUGUGUAGUUAUUAUUAGUUAAUAAUGGUUGACUAGGGCAAUUUA
Glycine soja is the source of this 2443-nucleotide messenger RNA. Its product is annotated as serine/threonine-protein kinase PEPKR2-like. Gene Ontology annotation, cellular component: cytoplasm; nucleus. NCBI's taxonomy places the organism in Eukaryota, Viridiplantae, Streptophyta, Magnoliopsida, Fabales, Fabaceae. The record is from RefSeq and is a predicted model, not a curated record. The coding region runs from base 576 to 1979 and encodes 467 amino acids. Gene Ontology annotation, biological process: peptidyl-serine phosphorylation; intracellular signal transduction; protein autophosphorylation. The transcript has 4 exons. Gene Ontology annotation, molecular function: calcium-dependent protein serine/threonine kinase activity; ATP binding; calcium/calmodulin-dependent protein kinase activity.